AUGGGAGUGGCAGGUCACAAUGAUCCAUUGUUAGGUGAAACAACAUGUGGGUCUUUGCUGCAGCAACUUCAGCUGAUAUGGGAUGAGGUUGGUGAAAGCGAUGAAGAUCGCGACAAGAUGUUACUUCAGCUAGAGCAGGAGUGCUUAGAUGUUUAUAGGAGAAAGCCUGACAAGACAUCUGGUACAAUCAAGGAGCAGCUAGCAGCUAUAUCACCAUCUUUAGAAAUACUCUGCAGGAAAAGAGAGAGUAGGAGUACUAGGCUCCGCAAGAUUCUUGAAUCUGUGAGUUCAGUGCAUGAUCUCUGUUCUGUACUUGGCAUGGAUUUUGUGGGAACUGUUACUAAAGUUCAUCCAAGUCUUGAUGACUCUGUUGGUGUUCAAUCCAAGAGCAUCAGUGAUGAAACAAUAUCCAAGCUGUCUAAAAUGGUGAUUGUACUUCAAGAAGAAAAAUCAAAGAGGUUUGCAAAGAUUCAAGCCCUAGCUUCCCAGCUAUCUGAUCUUUGGAACUUAAUGGAUGCUCCUGUGGAGGAACGACAACCUUUUCAUCAUGUCACAUGCAAUAUGUUCUCAACAUUGGAUGAUGUGACAGUUCCAGGAGCCCUGGCUCUUGAUGUAAUUCAGCAGGCUGAACUUGAAGUUGAAAGGCUUGAUGAGCUAAAAGCUAGUAGGAUGAAGGAUGUUGCAUUCAACAAACAGACUGAACUUGAAGAUAUAUAUGCCCGGGCUCAUGUUGCAAUAGAUUCUAGUGCUGCAAGAGAUAGGAUAAUGUCUAUUAUUGAGUCCAGUAGUUUUGAGCCUUCAGAACUACUGGCUGACAUGGAGAACCAGAUACUUAAAGCAAAUGAGGAGUCCUUAAGCAGAAAGGACAUACUGGAGAGGGUCGAUAGGUGGAUGUCAGCAUGUGAAGAAGAAAGCUGGCUUGAAGACUAUAGCCGGGAUGAUAACAGGUACAGUGCAACUCGGGGUGCACAUCUGAAGGUCAAUAAAAUUCCAGCUAUUGUCGACACACUGGUUGCAAAGACCCGGGCAUGGGAACAAGAGCAUGGCAUGGCGUUCACCUACGACGGCGUUCCUCGUCUUGCAAUGCUGGAUGAAUACAAAAUCCUGAGGCGGGAGAAGGAAGACGAGAAGCGAAGAAUAAGGGAGAAGCUGUUCGGGUCAAAGCCGAGCCCCUGCACGGCCCCAGUCGUCCUCAAGGAAGGUGGCUGGCGCACGGACCAGCGGUGUCGGUGGUGCUGCCAAUGGCACGCCAGUUCGCAGGCUGUCGGCCCUCCAGAGCGGCGCAGGACAGCGAGCCGGGAUGGGAGGAGGAUGCCAGCAGACCCGUGGCCCCCGGUGAACUACGUCGCCAUCGCCAAGGAAGAUGCGACCUCGCAGGCGUCCAGCAACUGA
This is a messenger RNA of Miscanthus lutarioriparius, 1392 nucleotides long. NCBI's taxonomy places the organism in Eukaryota, Viridiplantae, Streptophyta, Magnoliopsida, Poales, Poaceae. The record is from the annotation of a GenBank genome assembly.